UCCAAUUUUCUGUACUUUCAACCCCACAGGGCCACACGGUGAGAAAAGAAUACACACGGUGAGAACUAAAGUAGCGUUUUUCUUGCUAAAACCCCGUUCCUAAGUAUCUCCAACUCUAGACUUUUUCUUUCUUCACUCCUCUCUAAUAUUCCUGAACUGGGUUUAAAAUCAAGUGGGUUUGCGUUAACCCGGUAAAUCCUUCAUUGAUUUUUGGUAGACUUAAGUGCCUCUGUUACUUGUGAAGACUAAACAAUGGCAGUUAAAAUUGGUUAUUCGUUUUCCUCUGUUUUCACCUCUCCUUCUUCACCUUUUCAAUCCAUGAAGACUCGAACGGUGAGUGCAAUACCAAGAGUGUUCAUGUGGAGAUUUGUUCCGGAACGUCUAAGAAAUGAUAAAGUUGUUAGGUCACACCACUUUGUGCCUGAAAAGCUAAAGGUGCUGAGAAGUUCUAGUAGGAGACAGUUCAGUUUCUUUGCUGCCGCAGAAGACCAAUUAGCCGACAGUGAGCUUGAGGAAGAUGAUUCCGAGCAAGAAAGUGAACAUCCUGGUGAUGAAUUUGUUGCCUCUGUCAGUAGUUCAAACGUCCACAUGGAAGGUGCUGGUGGUAAGCCUGGCGUACUAUCAUUCUACAAUCGUCCUUACAGAAGGGAGGAGGAAAUCCUUGUGCCUGCUGCUGAAAAGAACCAGAACAUUCUACUGUGGUUUGUUGGUCCAGCUGUUCUUGUAGCCUCUUUCAUCUUUCCCUCGCUUUACUUGCGCAGGAUAUUAUCAACUAUAUUUGAGGACUCUUUGUUAACUGAUUUCCUCAUCUUGUUCUUCACAGAGGCUCUGUUUUACUGUGGAGUAGCAGUGUUUCUUCUUCUAAUAGAUCGUCUAAGGAGACCGCUUGAGCUAGUAUCUUCUGACAGGAAAAUUAUCCCACCACUCGGAUAUAGAAUAUCUUCAAUUGCUGUACUGGCACUUAGUCUAAUAAUUCCAAUGGUGACCAUGGGGUUUGUUUGGCCAUGGACUGGUCCUGCUGCUUCUGCUACUCUCGCCCCCUACCUUGUUGGUAUAGUUGUUCAAUUUGCUUUUGAGCAGUACGCAAGAUAUAUUGACUCACCUUCAUGGUCUGUUAUCCCCAUUAUCUUUCAGGUCUACAGGUUGCAUCAACUGAAUAGGGCAGCGCAACUGGUAACAGCCCUUUCUUUGACAGUAAGAGGAGCAGAGAUGACUGCCCAGAACUUGGCAAUAAAUGGCUCACUGAGCACACUUUUAAAUGUCCUUCAAUUCCUUGGGGUGAUAUGUAUUUGGUCCCUUUCUAGCUUCAUCAUGAGAUUUUUCCCAUCUGCUACUAUGGCUGAGGGGUAAGACAUGGUUCUGCUACAAUCUGGUCCACACUAAAUACUCCGGAAUAGUCAAAGUUCUGGUUGCUUGUUUGCAAGUGCCACAUGUCUUUUGUGGUUGCUGUGGUUAUUUCUGCAGGUGGUCCUUGUUGUUGUAGACUUGAUCUUUGUUGAAUCUGAAAGAACAUGACUACCGAAGCCUUAAUCGCUCUCCAACAUAUAUCACCUUCGCAGAAAAUUCUUUGCAAAUGAAGGACUGCAAGGUAUAGGGCUACUGAUCAUCAUGUCACCUUUUAUGUAUUUGGUUCAAUAGGCUGUGUAUUUUGGCAUUACCAGGUGGAAUACUCGACUCACCAAGGAAUUUUACGUUGGUGGAUAUUUUAUGAAAUUAGAGGGCAAGUAGGUAUCCAUGUCAGUGUAAAGACGGACCAAAUGUGAAGUUGAUUUGUUUUCAUUUAUUUGUGUUUUUCUUUAGCAGGAAUCUUCACAAAUACUAUGCCACACCCUUAGGCCUUCAAUAAUCCAAAGUUGAUAAGUGGAGCAUCCCCUGAUUAUAUAUACUACCGGUACUUGCUUCGGUUAUA
This is a messenger RNA of Nicotiana tabacum (common tobacco), 1909 nucleotides long. RefSeq lists its product as uncharacterized. Lineage: Eukaryota; Viridiplantae; Streptophyta; Magnoliopsida; Solanales; Solanaceae. Gene Ontology annotation, cellular component: chloroplast. The record is from RefSeq and is a predicted model, not a curated record.